AUGGCGUCGUUGCACCUCACCAUGGAUGAACUCAACAAGGCCGCACUCGAGCAUUUUCUCCACCAGCCCGUCAGCAGUGACAAGAUUGUCCUCUUGGCCGCGACGAAGCACCAGGACCUCCCUCCCGCGCAAAAGAGCCCUGAACUCUGGUCCGCCAUACCCGUCGAAGAAGACAAUAUACCGACUCUGGGGGAGUUCAUCACCCAGCUGGUCGUGUCAUCUAAUGUGCAGGUACCGACGCUCAUGUCAACGCUUGUCUACCUGGCCCGCGUUAAGUCCAAGCUGCAGCCCAUGGCCCGCGGUCAGCGGUGCACCAUCCACCGCAUCUUCCUGGCUUCCCUCAUCCUAGCCUCCAAGUAUCUCAACGACAGGUCGCCCAAGAAUAAGCAUUGGGCCAAUCACACUCACAUCAACACGGAGAUGUACAGCUUCGGCUUCACCCGCACCGAGGUCAACAUGAUGGAAAAGCAGCUCCUCUUCCUGCUUGGCGAUGCGGCCGAGGAGGAGCAGAGGCGGCGGCAGGAGAUCUACAUCCCUGCAACCCACUAUCACAGCCCUGCCUUACCCCGAGGCAACUCGCGCUCCCACGACGCCACUCCCGAGCACAUGCGCGUUGCUGGAGGAGGGAGGACCUACACUAGCUCGGGCAGCUCGUACGCCUCGUUGGCUCUUUCGAGCCGACAACAGUCUUGCUCGACCACGCCUCUGGAAUCGGCCGACGAUGCGUAUGUUUGCGAGACCCAAAUUCCCCGCUUAUUUGACUCGCCCGUCGGGAUUGUUAUCAACACUGAAACGCCCAAGGACGUGCCAGUACCGUUGAGCAUGCGAAUGCCGCCUUGCAAGAUCUUGAUGGAGCAGUAUCACCAGUUUCACGAAAACGCAGCCAAGAAACGCCACAGAUGUGGCAUAUGGGGAGGACUCUUGGCCGUGGCCGGGGCUGUUGGUUCUUAA
Hirsutella rhossiliensis is the source of this 951-nucleotide messenger RNA. Its product is annotated as cyclin domain-containing protein. The transcript is spliced from 2 exons. Bases 1 to 951 code for a protein of 316 amino acids. Gene Ontology annotation, biological process: regulation of cyclin-dependent protein serine/threonine kinase activity. Gene Ontology annotation, cellular component: nucleus; cyclin-dependent protein kinase holoenzyme complex. The record is from RefSeq and is a predicted model, not a curated record. Gene Ontology annotation, molecular function: protein kinase binding; cyclin-dependent protein serine/threonine kinase regulator activity. Lineage: Eukaryota; Fungi; Ascomycota; Sordariomycetes; Hypocreales; Ophiocordycipitaceae.